Messenger RNA from Scophthalmus maximus (turbot), 1199 nucleotides. It is a transcript of the gene bglapl, whose product is annotated as bone gamma-carboxyglutamate (gla) protein, like. Gene Ontology annotation, biological process: response to vitamin K; osteoblast differentiation; regulation of cellular response to insulin stimulus. Gene Ontology annotation, molecular function: structural constituent of bone; hydroxyapatite binding; calcium ion binding. Bases 97 to 660 code for a protein of 187 amino acids. The transcript has 4 exons. NCBI's taxonomy places the organism in Eukaryota, Metazoa, Chordata, Actinopteri, Pleuronectiformes, Scophthalmidae. The record is from RefSeq and is a predicted model, not a curated record. Gene Ontology annotation, cellular component: extracellular region.
AUAUUGACCUUGAAUUUGGGUAAAGAAACUGAGCAAACCAUUGAAGGACAGCAAGAAAACAAUUGGUCUACAACAAGACACUAACUACAAGGCAUCAUGAAGACUCUGACUCUCCUCUCCAUCUGUGCUCUUCUGUCAGUCUGCUGGUCAAUGUCAGCUGUGGAACCAGAGGUUGUUGUGGACCCUGAUGCUGACAUAGUGGAUGAAGCUGCACCUGCUGACCCCACAGCUGCCACCACCGAUUCAUCCUCAUCUGAGUUCGAUUCAGCCUCAUCCUCUCCAUCCGACUCAUCAGCCUCCGAUUCAUCCUCCUCCUCGGAAUCCUCAUCAUCCGAGUCUGCGGAAUCCUCUUCCUCGGAGUCCUCGGAGUCUGAGUCCAAUUCUUCUGCCUCCGACUCCUCUGCCUCCUCCUCUUCAUCCUCCUCAUCCUCAUCCUCAUCGGAGUCAGCGAGCACUGAGGCGUCUCCAGUGGUUAUGAAGAGAGACCUGGCAGCUGUUCUCCUGAGGAGAAGAAGAGCAGUUCCAGCAGGAGUCCUCACCCCUCUGCAGAUGGAAAGUCUAAGAGAGGUGUGUGAAGUGGACGUGGCCUGCGACGAGAUGGCUGAGACUACAGGUAUCGUUGCUGCAUACACCGCCUACUAUGGACCCGUUCCCUUCUAAGUUAAAGACUUUAAUGGUGCAAUAACUCCCCCUAAAUAGAAAAAAAGGGCAGACAGUCAUAAAAAACGGGUUUGGCCUUUGUUGUGAUGCAAGAUGCAGAUUAGUCCUUGCACAUCUGACCAGCUUUAGUGGUCCUGUAUGCAAAUGCAUCUUCCAGGCUUUCAGAGAGAGGCACAUGGAAACACAUGCCUGUGAAGUAUUUAGUAACCCACACAAAUGUAUAAUAUUCUUCUUUUGUCUGGUAUGAUAAAAUUAAUGGUGCAAAGUGCAAAUGUAUUGUAUGUUAAUAUGUUGAUGUUUUUUUAUAUCAUGCUUUAUUUUUAGAAAAAGUAGUUGUAGUGAGUAGUGGGUGUAGUAAUGACUUGUAAUUUUACCUGUACUUUUUUCUAGUGAGUAAGUUUUAGUAGUAUUGUAUUGGUAGUGGUAGUUGUUGUUGUAGUGUACAGUGGUUGUAAAAUGCACAGCAGUUAUCUGUCAUGACUGUAACCACAAAUUGCCUCUGGGUUUUUCAAAACAAUAAAUUAUUUUUUUUUGUCGAA